Physella acuta is the source of this 1408-nucleotide messenger RNA. RefSeq lists its product as uncharacterized. The record is from RefSeq and is a predicted model, not a curated record. NCBI's taxonomy places the organism in Eukaryota, Metazoa, Mollusca, Gastropoda, Physidae.
GAAGUUGUCUUGAAAAAUUGUAAGUUUAAUACAAAUAUCCUCCGGAAAAGUUCUGAGAAAAAUGACCCUUGUAUGCCUCUCCGGAAAUAAAACCUAGAUUCUAAUAUUUCCAAGAAGAUGAUAUAUCAGGUGGUUACAACAUCUGUGUUAUUCGUCGUCUUGUGUCUGCUAUUGAUCGGUCAGCAUCUGCUUUGGGGAGGAUCGGUCAAAUUCAGGGAACCAGUUCCCAAAUCUUACGAUGACUCGCUCAACCGGUUAGAAGUUUCAUGCACGAAUGUCAGCCAGGAAAUGACCAGGGGCCACUGGGUACAGAACAACUUUACAUUAGACCAGCUGCAAGAAAUAGAAGAUUUCCUCAGCAGAACCAGAGCGUAUCACAAGUUUCCGGCGGGUUUACAGCGAGAUGACAUGAAGUGUGGUGACGUCAACUUCCCAGGACUGUGGUGGGGUAGGGCCGUGUGCAACCCCAGCGGGUCAACGCCCUGUUGCUGGGAGAAGACCUGCGUGGCCAAGUCAGUAGAGCACUGUCGGUGUCCGCGCUGCUACGAUAUGAGGCAACAAAUCCACGCUGAGCUAGCGACAUGGGUCCCUGACAACCCCAGGUGUCAGGUGAAGCUGUUGUCCAGACAGGAAGUGUGUCUUCUCCUGGCCAACCUGACCAUCUACUUUGUUGGAGACUCUUUGAUGCGUCAGGUCGCCUUGUCGGUGCUGGGUCUCCUGAGGGAUGAUGUUCUCAUGGACAAUACGCCUCGAGACAUGCAAGCAAAGUGUGACCGCUACUACAUGUACUUCAGCGAAUGUUCCGGGGUGAUCCAGCGGGAUACCCACAACUGUGGGAGAAAGGUUCGGCUCAAGAUUGUGGAACUCUGGAGUGUCAGUCAGAUUGCGAACAUCCUAGAGGCCAUGGGGGAGCUGAGUGGCAAAAACAAUUCGCUCUUCGUCUUUGGUAUUGGGAUGCACGACGGGCUGGAUCACGAGCUUAUAUUGACUAAGGUUCUUAACCCAAUUUUUGAGCUGAUGUCAAUGUCACCUUGGCCUAAGGUCAUCUGGAUGACCCCACACGCCCCAGGACUGCUCAAAAGUGGACUCAAUACAGCGCAGCAGUCCGAUCAUAUGAAAUUCUACAACAGAGUCAUACGCGGAGUCAUGGAAAAACGGGGAGUUCCCGUGGUUGACUUUUUCAACCUGACUGAGGGGGUGAUGAGCUAUGACGGAACCCACUUCGGGAAAGGUCUCAAUGACGUCAAAGCUCACAUUUUUGUAAACUUUCUGUUGGAGAACCGGAAGUAUUUAGUAGACGACGUUUUAGACCAGCAGCAUUAGGUUUUACUGCUCGAUGUUAUAUGUAGUUGUUUUUUUUAUCAAAAUAAUAGAAAUAAAAAUAAUAGAAACAAUCGAAACAAUCAAA